Panicum hallii is the source of this 3267-nucleotide messenger RNA. RefSeq lists its product as uncharacterized. Lineage: Eukaryota; Viridiplantae; Streptophyta; Magnoliopsida; Poales; Poaceae. The record is from RefSeq and is a predicted model, not a curated record. Bases 360 to 2975 code for a protein of 871 amino acids. The transcript has 6 exons.
UCGUGGAACGAGGGACGAAAGAGACACCACCCUUGCUUCGCUUCGCUUUGCUUUGCUGUGGGAAAAAGGCGCGCGCGGCCGCCUUGUUCCGCUCCUCCCAUCCGAAUUCUUCCCUCCUCCGAUUUCUCCCCAAUCCUCGGCGGCGGGGAGGCGGCAGGGCAGCGCUCGCUUCACCGGAGCCUCCGCUCGUUAUCCUUCUUCCUCGAAUCAUCCUCAUGCCCCUUCCAAUGAUACUGCACUGCCGUGGAGCGGGAGAUCCAUCCGGACAUGCUUCGUUUCUUAUUUUGUUCUGAAAACAGGUGGAACAAAUCUGAUACAGUUGGCAGGCUUUACUUUCCAUCACAUUUGCGCAUUUCAGGAUGACCUCCAAGAUCAUGAUAACCUACAAGAGGAAGCGUGUUACCUCACAAGACCAUACUGCUGAUGACACAGUUUUUGAUUCAUCUCCUGCUGCUUCCAGUAAUGUAGUUGCCAGUAAUUUACCCCCAAAGUUUGAGGCGCAUGCUGAGAACACCAUUGCAAAUGAAGAUAAUUUUGUUACUCCUGUAAAGCAACAGCGUUUGUCAAUGCAAAAAAGCAUCAAAGAAGAAUGCGAACCAGACAGAGGGCAAAAUGAGUUGCAGGUAUCAUUACCACAGAAAGAGCAACCUGAGAUUUGUUCUGCCAUGAUUCUGACCGCAGUGGCGCAUAGCGAAUUAUUACAAUGCAGCGAGGACACAAAUAAUCAAAUUCCUGUUUCAAGUUCUGUGUGUGAUCUCAUGUAUGCUGAUGGAACGGUUGGUCAGACAAAAGAUCCAAAUACCUCUGCCAUUGUGGAAACAAAUUAUCAUAAGGUGCCAGAAAGUACUAUGGGAUCUCGCCAAUAUAAGAAUAGGUCUAGCCCUCUGCUUACCUUUCGCAGACGAGCUAAAAAGAAAAUUAAUUUGGAUGAACCAACAGAGGAAAUUUGUUCACCAGAAAACGAGAAACAGCAUUCAACACUGACAUGCAGCCAACCAAGCUCGUCAAUUAAUGAUAAACCCUUGCUCAAAUAUACUGCUGGAGACCCUUUGGAUACUGAGGAUAAGGUAGCUUCAGUGAGAAGUACUGGGCUAUCUGCACAAGCUGAACACAUGCCUGAACAAGAAAGUUCUCAAAUCAUAAAAUCCUCAGUUCAGCCUAUGGUUCCACAGAGUGCUGAUGGUGGAAACCGAAACAUGACCCUGGAAGGUGAUGGUGCACCAAUGUCAAAAUUUGGUACACCAAUGUCAAAAUUCACUUGUGUACAAGAGGUCAGAGAGCAAGAUGCAACAGUGGAGGAUUCGAGCAAAACAUUGCCAAUUACUAUUGAAGUACCGAACGUUAUUGAUAUGCAAGGGGAGGGACAUGGUAUUGGGCAAACUACAAUGCAGCAGCUGCCAAGACAAAACUUAAAUGUCAGUUGGUUGAAACCAACCAAUAAAUCUGCCGCAGAAGAUGUUCCAGAGUCGCAAGGUUCAACAAAAAAUGUAGCAAUUAUUGUCUUGGAUGAUGAUAGUGAUGAGAGAGGCAAAGAGAUGGAAAAUUCAGAGGCACUUGAUCAAGGAGGUCUUCAUCAAAAUAAAAGUAUUUCUUUAGGGACGAUUGACCUGAACUGUGCUGACUUACGACAAGAGGAUUCUCUCCAUUUGGGUGAUUCAUCAUUUCAAAAGCUCACAGAUCAGGAUCUAGUUGGUAGUACUCGAAAGCAGAUGUCCCAACCAAUUGAAAGGAUGUUUUUCACAAAGGAGAAAGAUACUAUCCAUGGCAAGCAGCAACAGCAUGAAGAAAGAUCAACCAUGCAUACCUCAUACUCAAAUUUAUUUGGCCUGACUCCACCAUGGAACACUGGGAGUUUGAAGGGACCAAGUAGCUUGCCUUCAGAAUUGAAGUUCAGAAUAAUGGAUAAGGCUCCUGAAUUCAGUUUAGACCUAAGCCUGGAUAGUUUCCAAGAGAAUAGAGUUUCUGCCCUGAGGAGCGACAAGUUGUUUCUUGGAGGCACCUCCAGCAUAUCUCAUAAGCUGACAGAAAGGCUUGGCGCAUACUCCUACAGGAGGCACUCAGCUCCUUGGUCAGAAGAAGAGUUGGAUUUUCUUUGGAUUGGAGUUAGGAGGUAUGGCGUCAAUAAUUGGAAUGCAAUGUUGAGGGAUACACGGCUAUGGUUUUCAAACUCAAGGAUGCCUGAGGAUCUUGCUAAGCAAUGGGGCAAGGAGCAGAAGAAGCUGCUGACAUCUGGUCUGGGUCCUGCACCGCCCCUUCAUAUAGCGGAAGAUUGUCUUAGUAGAGCUUCGUGCUCAGGUUGCUCAAAGUCUCCAUUUCUUGGAGCCCAAACAGACCUUUCAUUGGGCGAUGUCUACCUUCGCAAUGCUCGUGCUUCAGAAAGAGAUCAGCAUCAUUUGUCAAGUUUGGGCAUGGUAAACCUUCAUGGAACUGACAGUGGCCCAAGAAAUCUUUCCCUGGGAGGCUUUCUUGGGGCUUCUUCGUCGCAUGCAAGAAGUGGCAGCCGGCGCAGGAGGGCAUCCAAGCUCCAAAAAUCAUACUACGAUAGCAAGUCACCUUGGUUCCGAGAACCAUCAGAGAGGGCGCCUCAGCUCUUUCCCAUGAACCAACAACGGUUGAUCAAUAGCCUUCCGCAGUGGCUGACCAAGGUUGCGGAAACCGGUACAAAUCGAAUCGACCGGGAGAUGUGGCCGAGCUUGGCACCGGCACCAGGACAUUCUGCUGCAGAGCCACCGAGGGAAAGCCUGGGAGUUAACCUCUUUUCUGACGACCUGAAGCCCCAUGUCCUCCCUGAUGCUUCCCUGAAGCGCGCGAUGCGGAGGAACGCGGAUUGGCGCUCGUUCAGCAAGAGGCUGUUUCAGACCGGCGACGCCUUGGAUCCGAACCGGGGGACGGCAGCUGCAGCCAUCGCAGGAGCCAACGGUGCCACCCCGAGCAACACCGGCGCAUCAUCGGAAGAGACGGUGUCAGACAGUUGAGGGCCCAUGCUUAACAUGGGCCGUUGGUAUACCUAUACGUCAUGUUGCAGUUGAUCUAGUAUUUUGAUGAUGAAGCUGGUGAACAGUGGCAACAAAGUGUUUAAUCUGCAAUGUAAUGCCAGUGAAUAAUCUGAUUGCAUCUUGUAAAGUAGCAGCAGUGUAUAUCUUACUAGGUGUUAGCUCUCUCCAUCCAUAGAGAGGAGAGGUUCUAUUCUAUCCUGUAAUAUCUCGAUUGUGUAAGCAGAAGAGAUAUUGUUACCUUAAAUUAAUCAUAUAUUUCUGGUUGCCGCGA